This is a messenger RNA of Gigantopelta aegis, 3272 nucleotides long. Its product is annotated as suppressor of tumorigenicity 7 protein homolog. Gene Ontology annotation, molecular function: protein binding. The transcript is spliced from 15 exons. The record is from RefSeq and is a predicted model, not a curated record. NCBI's taxonomy places the organism in Eukaryota, Metazoa, Mollusca, Gastropoda, Neomphalida, Peltospiridae. Bases 604 to 2124 code for a protein of 506 amino acids.
AGGACAGGACCUUUGACGAUAAAAAGAACAAAAUUUGGUGAUUGAAAACUAAAUGAUAAAAAUGCUUUGGAGGGAGAGAGAAAGAGAGAGAGAAAAAAAAAUAGAGAGAGAGGCAGAUAAAGAGAGACAGAUAGAGAUCUAAACAACAACAAAAAAGAAAGAGACAACCUCUCUCUGACAGGACAGAUUUGCAUUUGACGCCUCUGCUUCGUAUUCACCACACUGCAGUGUCUGGCAAUUAUUGAGCCAGCCAGCCGAGCUAAGUGUGGAGAUCGAGUGAGGACACAUCAAUACUCUGGAUUGCGUCGGUUGUGUCCUUGCAGUUCCAAUAACCUUUUUUCAAUAGCAGACUCUUCUUGAAGCGCUUGGCGAAGGCAUCAGCAGGAAGUCUCCACAUCUCCACUGAUUUCACUGGCUCCCCACACAGACUCUGUGGGUCCUGUUGGGUCACUGUGUAUUGCUGUGUUCGCUUUCGUCAUUCUGUUCACUGAUUUAUCACCUUGCAGUGGUGGUUUAAAUUGUUCACGGUGGUGCCAUCUCUCUCUCUCAGUCUCUCUCUCUUUCGCUUGACGAGCUGAGGAUCGUUUUCACUUGGUCAUCAUCAUGCUGGACUCAACGAUGUUCCUGAACACCCUGACUCCCAAAUUCUAUGUUGCCCUGACAGGCACAUCGUCUCUCAUAUCCGGUCUUAUUUUAAUUUUUGAGUGGUGGUAUUUUAAAAAGUAUGGCACCUCGUUCAUCGAGCAGGUGUCCUUGAACCACAUAUCACCCCUGUUGGGUGGAGGAGAAGGUGGAACCGAGCCGAUUACCUCCUCUGGAACAUCCAACUCCACCCAGCAGCAGACUUUACCUGAGUGUAAAGUAUGGCGGAAUCCGCUAAAUCUGUUCCGAGGCUCGGAGUAUCAGAGAUUCAUAUGGGCCACCAGCAAAGACCCUCUCACAUACUACGAUAUGAAUCUGUCUGCCCAAGAUCACCAGACGUUUUUUACAUGUGAGGCUGAUAAUGGCAAACCAGAAUAUGAAAUAAUGCAGAUGGCAUGGAGAGAAAGAAAUCCUCAGUCAAGAAUAAAAUCUGCACACGAAGCACUGGAGAAGACACCUGAAUGUGCAACAGCCCUGCUUCUUUUGGCUGAGGAAGAGUGUCAGACCAUUGUUGAGGCAGAGAAAAUGUUCAAGCAAGCGUUUAAGGUAGCUGAAGGAAACUAUCGCAAGUCACAGCAGACGCAGCAUCAGAAUUCAGCCCAAGAGGCACUGCAUCGUCGUGAUACCAAUGUGCUUGUGUUAAUAAAGAGGCGACUAGCAAUGUGUGCAAGAAAGCUUGGCCGUACUAGAGAAGCCGUCAAGAUGAUGAGAGAUCUUAUGAAAGAGUUUCCUUCGAUGAAUUUCAACAUUCAUGAAAACUUGAUAGAGGCAUUAUUAGAACUGCAGGCAUACGCUGAUGUGCAUGCAGUGUUGUCACGCUACGAUGACAUCAGUUUACCCAAAUCGGCCACUAUAUGCUAUACAGCAGCCCUUUUGAAAGCAAGAGCUGUUGCAGACAAAUUUUCACCUGACACAGCGUCAAAGCGUGGAUUGAGUACAGCUGAGAUGACGGCAGUGGAAGCUAUUCAUCGUGCAGUUGAAUUUAAUCCACAUGUACCUAAGUACCUGUUAGAGAUGAAGAGUCUUGUUUUACCUCCAGAGCACAUCCUCAAGAGAGGUGACAGUGAGGCUCUUGCAUAUGCAUUUUUUCACCUCCAGCAUUGGAAGAGGGUCGAAGGAGCACUUAACCUCUUGCACUGCACAUGGGAAGGAACCUUCAGAAUGAUCCCAUACCCACUAGAAAAGGGUCAUCUUUUUUAUCCUUACCCAACCUGCACAGAGAAUGCAGACAGAGAACUUUUGCCAUCUUUCCACGAAGUUUCUGUUUACCCCAAGAAGGAGCUUCCUUUCUUCAUUCUGUUUACUGCUGGUCUGUGUUCUUUUACUGCCCUGCUGGCCCUGCUCACACACCAGUACCCAGAACCCAUGGGGGUGGUGGUCCGAACUAUGCUGGGUUGGAUGUACAUGCCUCUGAGCUACAUACUGGAGAAGCUGGAAGCCAUCUUGCCGUCAAACCUUCUCCAUCAACUGUCCCGGAUUUAGCAGAGCCUCCACACUUCGGCUUCAUGGCUGCACGGCGCCGUGAUGCGCCAUCUAACACAGACACAAAUACUCCAAUGUGCUUCAACUUGUCCAAUAUCGCUGAUGGUUGCAUUGUUAUUUUGUUAUGAUUUUAGUGUACUUUUCAGUAGUUGUUAAGUAUGAUGUACAUCACUUGACGGAAAUAUUUUUGCUUAAUCAUUUCCAGACUUCCAAGACAAUUGCUGUUGAAUGGAUACUGAUUAUUAUUGAGUUGUUUUUCUUUUUCUUUCUUUCCUUUUUUUUUUUUUUUUCUUUUUUUAAUUUUAUUUUAAUUUAUUUUUAUAAAUUUUUUGUUGUCCUGUCAUGGAACAUGGCACCUAAGGUUGUAUGAUAUCAACACUGACAGGUGUGGAGAGAUGUACUGAUUAUACUUUGAUACAAAAAAUCUCAUAAGACUAAGUGUACCUGAUUAUGAUUAAACAUUUGUAUCUUUUUGGCCAACUCCACAAACCAUACUUUGGCUGUAUGCCAUUUUGAGAUGUGAAAAUUUCUGCUUUUGUGAAAAUUGAAAUCUGGUUUCCAAGACUAAUUUUGACCAUAUCCAGUUACAUUCAUUAACUUCAAACAAUUAUCAUAGUGUCUAUAUUUGUUUGGGUUUUUGUUUGGGUUUUUUAAUAAGACUGUACAUAAAGUGAAUACAUUUCACUAAUACUAUAUUGUAUGUGCAGAGUAUUCACUAUGUGUCAUGUUCAGAUGAUGCAGAAUCCACAAUAGGUUAAGAUGUUACACCAAAAUACUACACUGAAAUGGAAAAAAUCGUAACAUCAUUUAUUGCAUUCAAAGUUACAUUUCUUUAUAAAACAUGGAUGUAAUUUCUCCCCCCCACUCCCCCCCCCAAAAAAAAUAAAAAAAAAAUAAAAAGUUUUCAUUAGAUAGAUUGGAUUUGAUCUGAAGUGCCAACAGUUACUUUCAUUUCAGUAUUGUUUAGAGUUAUAAGCUGUGUAAAUAUCUUUUCAGUUCUCAUUUUGAAAUGAAUAUCACAUCUGUGACAAGAAGGAAGGAAGGAAAUGUUUUAUUUAACAAUGCACUCAACACAUUUUAUUUACGGUCAUGUGGCGUCGGACAUAUAGUUAAGGACCAAACAGUGUAUUGAGAGAGGAAACCUGCUG